AGGGGCGAUCCUUACAUGCUGCAGCAAUCAACCAAUCCAGCCCCUGGACUUCUGGGACCACCUCCUCCAGCGAUGGCCAUGAGAGGUGGCCCUGAUGAUCGACAUGGAAACUUUAGGGGUUACCUAGGACAUGAAGACAUGUCAGGACAAAGACCAAUGCCAAGGAAAAUGGGAACCGGCAGGGUGGUUCAUAUCAUGGAGUUUGAGCGAGGAAAGAACUUGAGGUUCCAGCUUCUAAAACUUGCCAAGCCCUUUGGAACGGUUGCCAGCUGUUUCAUUCUGAACAAAAAGAACGAGGCUUUCAUUGAAAUGUCCACCCCAGCAGAGGCUCAUGCUAUGGUUGAUUACUACAAUAAUAAGCCAGCUCUUGUGUAUGGGAAUCCGGUCCAAGUACACAUGUCACAAAAAUAUAAGCGCAUUAAGAAACCUGAGGGAAAACCUGAAGGAAGGGCUGACGGGAAAGCUGAAGGAAAGUCUGAUCAAGAGGCAAAAUCAGAUGAUGAUAAAGAACCUGGCCGUGUCGUACACCUUACUAACCUACCAAAAACCAACUAUACUGACAGCGCAGUUGUAAAGCUGGCUGAGACGUAUGGAAAAGUGAAGACCUACAUACUGAUGAGAAUGAGAAGUCAGGCUUUUAUUGAGAUGGAGCAAGCAGAAGAUGCACAAACUAUGAUAGAGCGCUGUGCCAAGAUUCCUCUCAUCUUCCAAGGGAAGAAUGUGAAAGUAAACCUCUCACAGCGAUACAAAAAACUUGUAUUAAGAAUUCCAAAUGCUACAAUAGAAAAACAACAAAAAGAAAAGGGCAGAAAGAGAAUUCAUCCCCAAGAUCAGAAGAACGGUGGUAAACCAAAGCUGCGCAAGACUGACAAAUCAGACACCAGUGAUGCAGACAAGUCCUCACAAGUAGUCACCACAGAAGAUAAUGACCAAACCACUGAAGAGACUGAUCCAACAGACCUGGUGUCUGGAUCAUGUGAGCCUGAGAUGGCAGAGGAGACAGGGGAUGAAGAAGCAACUGCACUCUUGGAAAUGGGUGGCUCUGUAGAAGAUGGGGCAGAAGAAGUACCUGACAUUUCUGACCUGGAUCAGAACGAGAUGAGUGAAAAUCAAGGCGAUGCCCAAGAGCCAUUUUCUUCAACUCCUGCUGUUGGAGAAAGAAAGAAGAACUCACAGAGCUUUCGUGGGAAUAUGGAAGAUUUUGUUACUCUUGAUGAAGUUGGGGAUGUGGAGGAUAUGGAAGGUCACAAGAUGAAAUUGGAAGCUUCCGAGGUUGCUGAAAAUGAGACCGCUAAAGCAGGGAUGAGUGCAGAGGAUGCGCUUGCAGGUGUUAAAAGCGUUACUGACGAGAGUGCUACAGAAACCAGUACAGAAAAUACAGAUUAUGAGCUUGGGCCAUACCAGCCCAACAAUCCUGUU
Molecule: messenger RNA, 1419 nt
Organism: Staurois parvus
Lineage: Eukaryota; Metazoa; Chordata; Amphibia; Anura; Ranidae
Source: the annotation of a GenBank genome assembly